This is a messenger RNA of Chara braunii, 2315 nucleotides long. The record is from the annotation of a GenBank genome assembly. NCBI's taxonomy places the organism in Eukaryota, Viridiplantae, Streptophyta, Charophyceae, Charales, Characeae.
GAGACUUCUGAGGUGAGCAGGCGGAACGAAUAAUGGAGGCGAUAGCACUGCACAUCGUCCCGACCACGUCGGCGUCGUCGGGAUUGGGAUCGCUGAUUGCAUUGGGAAGCGCGGGAGAAGAACGCAAUGGGCGGAGUUGGGGCCACGACUGUACAUCGAGGUGCCGUCGCCGCCGCCUGGGCGCGGCGGCUUCUUGUUGUCGUACGGUCGGGAUCUCAACGCACGGCCGGAGGGAUGAUCGCCGCUCACGAUCCCGAUUAAUCAUCGCCAUCCCUCACGUGAGCUCUCCGCCGCUGGAUGAAGAUCACAACGCUUGGUUGUCCGCCCCGUCUACCCUUACCCUUUGUUCUUCUCUAUGCGCCUCCGCCGCCUCCGCCGCCGCCGUCGGCGGAACCGGCAAUGAAGUGGCUUCGGCGAAGGUAGGCAGGCCGAUGCGGCGGGCUCACAGAUCCGGUUCGGCAUCAGCCCCCCCCCGGAUGGGGGUAAUUAGACAUUCACACCGGGGAGGCUGUUACGCGGCGGCGAGGGAGCACGGCCAUGUCCUUCCUGUCUUGGACGGCGAGGAGGGCAACCCCCGUAGCAAGGCUUGCAGCAGAAAUGCUGCCAUCACAAGACUUAGUGAAAUCGCCCGCGCACAUUGGAUGCUGAGCAAGAAGAAGAACAAGGAAGGGGUGAUGACACGUGUCACCGCCUCGGACGAGGAGCCUUCUCCAAGCAGCAGUAGCAGCAGCAGCAGCAGGGUGUCUCUUACGGAGGAAGAAGAAGUGACGUCAACGACGAGAGAAACCACCUACGCCUCCCAAAGUCUGGAUACUGCAGCACAUUCUCAUCCGAAGCAAGGGGACAAUGAGGAGGAGAAUGAGGAGAAUGAGGAGGAGAAUGAGGAGGAGGAGGAGGAGGUAAGGUCUUCGGUGCGGGAGAAGGCGGUGUGCACGGACAAUGACACCGACGGUGCAGAGGAAGAUACCUACGGGAAAGGAAACGAGCUAUGGCUGUCGCAAGAGAUGGAACGACUGCGAGCCCUCCAACGAGGUCCUGGUACUGGUCUCAUUCUGACAAGAGGCAAAUGGGACUGGGUCAUCAAGGAACCAGGGCAUUACCAAUUCCAAGGCCAGAUGGUUUUUCACAACGUGACAAAAAGAUUCGAGGUCUUUGUCCCAGAAGUGGAGGGAGAAGUGACUCUGCUCUCCCAAGGCAGCAUAGCCGGGAUCUCCACCUCCAUCAGCAUCCAAUCCAGGCACCCAGGAGGUACUCCCCCCCCCCGACCAGACGGGUACUGGCAAGCCUACAUUCUCCGUGCAGGGCACACGACAACCAUCGAUAUUGUCGUUGAUCUUCAUGUGGCCAAGGAGGCAGCCGAUCUCCUUCCCUUACAACAACUGAAGGCCUUGAGAAUCGACAUCAACUACGUAUCGUACGGUCCACAUGGGCGAUCAGACGAAGCACAGCAAGUCAUUCUCCCCACGAAGUACCCCUCCUCUUCCUCCUCUUCCUCCUCCUCUUCCUCCUCUCCUCCAUCUUCCUCCGGGAUUGCUUUGUUGCUGCACACAUCACAGCUCCGAUGGCGGCAGGUAUCCGAGGAGUUGAUGGUUCUCCCGAUCCCGACCCACCUACUCUGCCAUUUGGAUGACCCGGUCUCUGUGGUCAAGCGGUAUGUGGUCCCCCAUGCCCGCCCUGGCGAUGUGCUGGCUAUGGGGGAAACCCCCCUGGCCAUAAUGCAGGGUAGGUUCCGCCACCCAAAGAGCGUCAGGGUCACGUGGGUUGCCAGGCUGGCUUGCCUCGUCUUCCACCCCACCUCUAGUCUUGCCACUGCAUGCGGCAUGCAAAGCCUGAUCGACAUCGUCGGUAAGCUGCGCGUCAUCUUUGCCUUCAUCGUGGCCGUUGCUGCUCGUCUCGUCGGGAUCCGGGGUAUGUUUUACCGAUUAGCGGGAAUCCAGGCUCGACUUAUUGAUGACGUCACCGGCACUCUCCCUCCCUACGACCAGUUCAUCUCCCUUGGCCCGAUUCGCGUCCAACAGACUGUAGAGAGCAUCAAGCAGAGAACGGGGUGUGACGUGGCGAUCGUAGAUGCAAAUGACUUGAAGAAGGUGGAUGUGCUAGGGGCGGCUGAGCAGGUCGACAGAGACAGACUGAGGCAGGCGCUGAUCGACAAUCCGGCGGGAAACGGAGAUGAGCAAACGCCGUUGGUUCUGGUACGGAGAGUGAGUGCGACAAAAAAAUAAGUAAAGAAAAAGAUUAAAAAAAAGAGUUGCUUAAUUCCGUACUUUCACUUCAAUGUUUUGGGUUUUCGGGGUAGAUAAAAGGUAAAUGAAUAA